AAAAGACUCUGGUACCAAAGUACUUGCAUAUUCAGUUUAAUAUUUUGCAACAAAAAACAUUCAGAGAGAGAGAGAGAGAGAGAUGAAGAAUCCAUUGUUAUCUGUAGUGUUAAAGAACUCUGAUGUGGCGUCCUCGACUUCGUAUUGUGUGAAGGAGAGAAGGCCUUGUGUUGGAUGGGUUGAUAAAUAUUUUAAAGAUUGUUUGUGUGACACUAGAGACAAGCUUUCGUUUGCUUCUGGUAUGUUGAGUUUAAUCAGCUGGGGAGUUGCUGAAAUCCCUCAGAUUAUCACCAACUUUCGGUCUAAAUCCAGCCAUGGUGUCUCCCUUUUGUUUCUCCUCACUUGGGUUCUUGGUGAUAUCUUUAAUCUGAUCGGGUGUCUUCUUGAACCUGUAACGCUCCCAACCCAGUACUACACUGCCCUGCUCUAUACAACAAGUACGGUGAUAUUAGUGCUGCAGUGCCUGUACUAUGAUCAUGUUUAUAGUUGGUGGAAAAGCAAAAAAGUGGAUGCUAAUCAACCGAUUGAAGAUGUGAAGAAACCUCUAAAACCAGCAAAGGAAAAUGAUGACGAUGACUCUGCAAUUCCAGCUACUGAUGAAGGCAAAAUCAACAGUAACUUCUAUUUCACAUCAGCACGUUCUUUGGCGGGCAGUGCUACACCACCUAAUCGGUCUUAUCUAUGGACUGCAAGAAGUGGUCCUUCAGCAUUGACACUUGACGGGGACUCAUCUUCUGAUGAUGAGGUGGAUGCUGCUGUAAUGACGAACAAGAAAUCCAAAACCCAACCAAAGCCAAUCCCGCGUUCUGCUGGUUAUGGUGCAUUUCUAGCUACUUCACUCAACCUGCCAAGAAGCACCAAAGCUCUACUCCAAGCUUCCGUAGCAUUUAGUGGGAGGAAACUCUUACAAGGGAAUGCAGAUACAGAAAAAUUUGUGGUCGGCCAGUGCUUAGGUUGGAUGAUGGCUGCUGUGUACAUGGGUGGCCGAAUCCCUCAAAUUUACUUAAAUAUUAAAAGAGGAAGCGUUGAGGGACUGAAUCCUCUCAUGUUUAUCUUUGCACUCAUUGCCAAUGUCGCUUAUGUGGGAAGCAUUCUCAUACGAAGCACGGAAUGGGAUAAAAUAAAGGCCAAUAUGCCAUGGUUGUUGGAUGCAGUAGUCUGCGUUGGACUCGACUUAUUUAUAAUAUUACAGUACAUCUACUACAGAUACCUCGGGAAGCGGACUGCUGGUGGGAGAGGACAAGAUGAUGACUAUUCGGAGAGCCCAUGAAACAAUGAUGCAGAAUGUUCCUGGCUCUCCAUUGCUUGCUGAUGAAGGCUACAGAGAUGAGAAAUCGCAUGAAUAAAUUAGUUUGUCUGGUGUAGCAGCUUUAAACUAGUUAGAGUAUGUAGUAUCAUGACUAUAUAGAACUUUGAGCAAGCCUAUAUUUCGUAUGAAUUAAUCAUGUAGAUGAAUCUGUAAUCGAGCUGAGUCGAGUCGAGUGAAGCUAUAAUUUGAAAAUAGUACAAUAGUUGCAUUGCAAAAUCGUACAAGGUUUUUUCACCC
Molecule: messenger RNA, 1546 nt
Organism: Daucus carota subsp. sativus
Lineage: Eukaryota; Viridiplantae; Streptophyta; Magnoliopsida; Apiales; Apiaceae
Product: probable vacuolar amino acid transporter YPQ1
Exons: 12
Coding region: 83-1270 (395 amino acids)
Cellular component (GO): membrane
Source: RefSeq, a predicted model, not a curated record